AUGACACUGUCUACGUCUCCUGCAGCCGACAAGUCCUCGGAUUCUCUUCCAGGCCUCCGUGCGAUUGCCAUCAAUGUUCUGACCCGUGUCGCAUAUGGCAGGCAUACGCCAUUUUCCAUUGCAUCCUCCUAUCGCGAUGCUACCAAGGCUUUGACAUACGUCGAUGGUAUUGCGUUGGUCGUCGACCUACUCCUUGUUGCUGCCUUUAUUCCCGCGGGAAUCCUACGACUGCCUUUCAUGCCACAGCUCUCCAAGAAGCUAGGCCAAGCGAUGGUGAAGCUACCGGACCUCACAGUGGAUAUGCUCGACCAAGAGCGUAAGAGAAUUUCCUCCGCUGAUUCCAAGGAAUUUCAAAACACCAUUAUGACAACGCUCGUGCGCCUCUCGGACCAAGGUAGGGAGCAAGACGAUGACCAGGGCUCAUCCGGCAAGUCUGUUGCGACUGGCGGUAACAAACAAUAUCUCACGGAAGAAGAGAUCGCGGGAAACCUCUUCAUCUUUACUGCCGCGGGCUUCGACACGACGUCAAACACAAUGUCUUACGCAAUCUGCCUCCUGGCAGCCUACCCGGAAUGGCAAGCUUGGAUACAAGCUGAGAUCGAUGUUGUGCUUGGGGCUGGGGAUCAUGAACAGAUAUCGCUGGAAGAUUACACGGCCAUCUUUCCAAAGUUGACGCGAUGUCUGGCCGUCAUGUUCGAAACCCUGCGCGUGUACCCUGCCGUAAGCUUGUUGAUCCGCACCGUCGAAACAAACCAGACAAUCUUUCCAUCAAGUUCCAAAUCCGACUCGUUCAUUCUCCAAGCCCCAUGCGCCGUCCACGUCAACAUCAUGGCCCUGCAUACCUCGCGCUCAACCUGGGGAGCAGACACCCUCGACUUCAAGCCCGCGCGUUGGUUUCCAGAAGGCCAGGACUCAAUGUAUGUGCCGCCUCGAGGUACUUUCAUGCCCUGGUCCAGCGGCCCGCGCAAUUGUCCCGGCCAGAAAAUGUCUCAAGUAGAGUUCGUGUCGGUCGUCAUGACGCUGUUUGGGAAGUGCAGCGUUGAGCCGGUGGCUGAGAAAGGACAGACUGUGAAGCAGGCUAGAGAGAGGCUGUUGGGCCUUUUGCAGGAUAGUCAGCCCGUGUUGACGCUGCAGAUAAAUAAGCCGAGGGAAGUGAAGUUGAAGUGGACGAGGCGAUAG
Parastagonospora nodorum SN15 is the source of this 1179-nucleotide messenger RNA. RefSeq lists its product as hypothetical. The coding region runs from base 1 to 1179 and encodes 392 amino acids. The record is from RefSeq and is a predicted model, not a curated record. Gene Ontology annotation, molecular function: monooxygenase activity; oxidoreductase activity, acting on paired donors, with incorporation or reduction of molecular oxygen; heme binding. The transcript has a single exon. Lineage: Eukaryota; Fungi; Ascomycota; Dothideomycetes; Pleosporales; Phaeosphaeriaceae.